Messenger RNA from Ipomoea nil (Japanese morning glory), 1048 nucleotides. RefSeq names its product peroxidase 21. Lineage: Eukaryota; Viridiplantae; Streptophyta; Magnoliopsida; Solanales; Convolvulaceae. Gene Ontology annotation, molecular function: peroxidase activity; heme binding. Gene Ontology annotation, biological process: hydrogen peroxide catabolic process; response to oxidative stress. The record is from RefSeq and is a predicted model, not a curated record. The transcript has 5 exons. Bases 45 to 1031 code for a protein of 328 amino acids.
UUGCAGGUUCAACAUAAGCAAUAGGAAUCCCAAACCCAAAAACAAUGGCCACUCCCAUCUUCAAAUCCAUCUUCCUUCUAUCCUUGCUACCCUUUCUUCUCCAUAUUCGCUGCGCAAAAGGUGAUCUCCAGAUGGGUUACUACUCGGAGAGCUGCCCAAGAGCAGAAGACAUCAUCAAGGAACAAGUGAUUAAGUUGUACGAGGAGCAUGGAAACACUGCUGUUUCUUGGCUUAGAAACCUCUUCCAUGAUUGUAUGGUUAAGGCAUGUGAUGCAUCGAUACUUUUGGACUCGGUAGCUGGCGUGGAAUCAGAGAGGGAAUCGCCAAGAAACUUUGGAAUGAGAAAUUUCAAGUAUAUUCAGACCAUCAAAGCUGCCCUGGAGGAGGAAUGCCCUAACACGGUUUCUUGUGCUGAUAUUGUAGCUCUUUCGGCUAGAGACGGUGCUGUUAUGUUAAAAGGGCCACGGGCCGAAAUGAAGACCGGGAGAAGGGAUAGCAAGGAAACCUAUUUAGCAGAAGUUGAGAACUUCAUCCCCAACCACAACGACUCCAUGGAACUAGUUCUGUCACGAUUCCAGUCCAUUGGAGUCGAUACAGAAGGAACCGUCGCCCUCCUAGGUGCCCACUCAGUGGGCCGGGUUCACUGCAUCAACAUCGUCCACAGGCUCUACCCCACCGUGGACCCGACGCUGGACCCCACCUACGCCGACUACCUGAAGCUCCGGUGCCCGUCGGCGGAGCCUGACCCGAGGGCGGUGGAACCGACAUACUCCAGAAACGACCGGCGGACACCCAUGAUUCUUGACAACAUGUACUACAAGAACAUUCUGGAGCACAAGGGGCUGUUGGUAGUUGAUGAACUGCUGGCCACUCAUCCUGCCACCGCUCCUUUUGUGGAGAAGAUGGCGGCGGAUAACCAGUAUUUUCACGACCAGUUUGCUCGGGCUCUGGUGAUUAUGUCGGAGAAUAAUCCGCUCACCGGCGACCAAGGGGAGAUCAGGAAGAAUUGUCGCUACGUCAAUACUAAAUAAAAAUAAUGUAUGUUCCU